AUGGGUGGAGACGCCCCAUUGCGAGCUCCAAGCUCGCUCCCUCGAAGCCCCGAACAUCCCGUCGGCCAACGCAUCAAUAAAAUCUACACAGAUCGACUGCGCCAGUUCACAGACUCAGGCCAGUACCGUGAGCAAAGCCUCAUCUCCAAGCUCCACGAAGCCACCACCUCCGACGAAGACCAUGUCAAGCUGUCCGUCUACUCUCCCCCGGACCUGCAGCGUCCAACAUUCGAGGAGGCGACAUCGCACGAGUUCACGCCCACGCAUAUCGGCGCCUCGUUCGGCCCUAGCUGGUCGACGCACUGGUUCCGGAUUCGGCUGACGGUCCCGCGGGAUAUGCUCGACAAGGAGCGGUUGGAGUUCCAUUGGGAUGCAAAUAACGAGGGCUUGGUGUGGAUGGAGGAUGGUCGGCCGGUCCAGGGGUUGACUGGUGGCGGGGAGCGGAUCGAAUGGGUUAUUCCUGAUGCGUGGCGCGACGGCAAGGAACAUACGUUUUACAUCGAGAUGGCGUGCAAUGCUAUGUUUGGGAAUGCGCCUGGCGGCGAUUCGAUCCAGCCGCCUGCGCCGGAUAAGUACUACACGCUGCAUACGGCGCGGAUCACUGCGGUCAAUGUGGAGGCGCGGGCGCUGUUUUAUGAUUAUUGGAUCAUCGGCGACGCCGCGAGGGAAUUCCCCGGUGACUCUUGGGAGUCUCAUGAAGCGAAUAUGGUUGCCAACGCCAUCAUAGAUGCUUUCAUAGCGGCUAACGGAAGCCAAGAGUCGAUCAAGGAAGCGCGCAAAAUCGCUCAGAAGUAUCUUGGAGACAAGGUCGACUCGUCCGAGGUCUAUGAGACAGACGCCCAGCCCAUCGUCUACGCCAUCGGGCACUGCCAUAUCGACACCUGUUGGCUCUGGCCUUGGGCUGAGACAAAGCGCAAGGUCGCUCGCUCUUGGUCCAACCAGUGUGACCUGAUGGACCGGUACCCAGAGCACCGAUUCGCUUGCUCUCAGGCGCAACAGUUCAAGUGGCUCGAGCAAUAUUACCCUUCGGUCUUUGACCGCGUCAAACGAUGGGUCAGGAAGGGCCAUUUCCAGCCGAUUGGUGGCAGCUGGGUUGAGCACGACACCAACAUGCCCAGCGGUGAGUCGCUGGUGCGACAAUUCCUUUACGGCCAAAGGUUCUUUGAGAGCCGCUUUGGCGAGCGUUGCAGCACCUUUUGGCUGCCGGAUACCUUUGGCUACUCCAGUCAAAUCCCUCAGAUUUGCCGGAUGGCGGGUAUGAACCGCUUCUUUACCCAGAAACUCAGCUGGAACAAUAUCAACAAUUUCCCGCACACUACCUUCCAGUGGGUUGCGCUUGAUGGCAGCCAGGUAAUGUGCCACAUGGCUCCGUCCGAGACGUACACCGCGAGUGCACAUUUUGGCGACGUCAGACGCAGCGUGACCCAGCACAAAUCGAUGGACCAGGACAACACUUCGCUUCUGGUAUUCGGAAAAGGAGAUGGUGGCGGUGGCCCUACCUUUGAACAUCUGGAGAAGCUGCGCCGCUGCCGGGGUCUCAGUGACAAGGUUGGCUUGCUUCCGCGCGUGAAGAUGGGCGACUCGGUCGAUGAUUUCUUCGCGAGGCUUGAGCAAAAGGUUGCAAAUGGAACAGAGUUUGUCACCUGGUAUGGCGAGCUCUACUUCGAACUGCACCGGGGCACAUACACUACGCAGGCGAACAACAAGCGGAACAACCGCAAGUCUGAAUUCCUACUGCGCGAUUUAGAGUAUCUGGCGACCCUCGCGUCCCUCACCAAGACGAAUGGCGAGUACAAAUAUCCAAAGAAAGAUAUUGAUGACAUGUGGGAAGGUGUGCUUCUAUGCCAGUUCCACGAUUGUCUACCCGGAAGCGCCAUCGAGAUGUGCUACGACGAUUCGGACAGGCUGUAUGCGCAGAUUUUUGAGACGGGAGAGCGAGCCAGACAACAAGCUCUCGGAGCGCUUGGAUUUACCGAUAAUAGUACGGACAAGAGUCUCGUCGCCAUCAACACGUUGCCUUGGUCACGCUCGGAGAUUGUCAGAAUACCGGAUGAGUUUGUCGCGUCGAAAGGCUCACGGUAUGCUCUAGCAACCGGAGAUUCUGGCCUCAUCCAAUGUCAGAUUCUAGACGCUAAACAAAGACCCGCCGUGACGGUGUCAGAGACACGGCCGGGUGUUUUUCGUCUGGACAAUGGCAAGUUGAGGGUGGAUGUCCAGGAUGGCGUUAUUACUUCUUUGUAUGACCUCGAAGCCGAGCGAGAAGUCAUCGCCAAGGGAGGCAAGGCGGGCCAGCUCGUCAUCUUUGACGACAAGCCGCUCUACUGGCAAGCCUGGGACGUGGAAGUAUACCAUCUCGAAUCGAGAAAAGAGCUGCAGUCGGGAAAAACCUCGAUCGCAGAAGAAGGCCCGCACCGUGUCAGCGUGGUCACCAAAGCCCAAAUCAGCGACAAGAGCUGGGUCAAGACGACCAUCAGCCUGGCGGCGGCAGUGAAUGACCAGCCCUCAUACGUUGAGCUGGAGAGCGAAGUCGAGUGGCAGGAGACCAUGAAGUUCCUAAAGGUCGAAUUCCCUGUAGACAUCACGAACACAGAGGCAUCCUACGAGACUCAAUACGGGAUCACUCGACGACCGACGCAUUACAACACAAGCUGGGAUAUGGCCAAAUUCGAAGUCUGCUGCCACAAAUGGGCCGACUUGUCCGAGUACGGGUACGGCGUCUCGAUCCUCAACGACUCCAAAUACGGUUUCGCAACCUGCGGUAACCUGAUGCGUCUGUCGCUUCUGCGUGCCCCCAAGGCCCCGGACGCCCAUGCCGACAUGGGCCGCCAUCACAUCCGCUACGCCAUUCUCCCGCACUCUGGAGCCCUGGACGCCCGCACCGUCCGCGCGGGUUACAACUUCAACAGUCCCCUUAUCCUUCGCCGUUCGUCGGGCAUGGAAGCUGCUAACGUGUUCAAAUCCAUCACUGUCACCGGCUCACCGUCUCUCAUCCUUGACGUGGUCAAGCGCGGAGAGGACGAUGAAGAUGUUUCUGGGGGCGAUUUGCCCAAGCGGUCCGGGAAGAGCAUCAUCCUUCGCAUCUAUGAGUCGCUGGGCGGUAGAUCGAGAGGGACAAUCCACGCCAAGUUCCCGGUCAAGGAGGCUUGGAAGUGCAAUGUACUUGAAGACAAUGAGGAGCGCUUGGAAAUUCGCAAGGGCGAGGAGGGCGUCGGAGUCAAGAUUGAGCUGCGGGCUUUUGAGGUUGCCACCUACCGCUUGCAGCUGUAG
Messenger RNA from Aspergillus thermomutatus, 3267 nucleotides. RefSeq names its product alpha-mannosidase (gene ams1). Lineage: Eukaryota; Fungi; Ascomycota; Eurotiomycetes; Eurotiales; Aspergillaceae. Bases 1 to 3267 code for a protein of 1088 amino acids. Gene Ontology annotation, biological process: oligosaccharide catabolic process; mannose metabolic process. The transcript is spliced from 4 exons. The record is from RefSeq and is a predicted model, not a curated record. Gene Ontology annotation, cellular component: fungal-type vacuole membrane. Gene Ontology annotation, molecular function: alpha-mannosidase activity; carbohydrate binding.